AUGCGAAGAACAGUCGAUCAGUGUCCUCCUAAAAUCGUAUUAUCACCACCAGAGUUGGCCUGGAACGACUUCGAGUACGCCGACAAUGCUGUUAUAUUCGUGGUAAUCAGUGCUAAAGUUCAACAUAUUGUCAACUUUGUAUCGAAGCUAGCAGCUGCGAUGCUGGAUUGCGCUUGCCCUGUUGAGUGCAAGCAGAAAUUUUGGGUAGGUGGCAACGGGUUGGAAAAUAUGGAUGAUUUAUCUUAUUUCAAUCGAACAUAUCUAAGUUAUUUGAAUGCGCUCUAUAAAAACUGGUCUAACGGUUAUUCUACUGAAGAGUUUUUUAAUCUUAUUCAGGAAAAAUAUGGGUACGCUUGUAAUGAGUUGUUUCGAGAAUGUCAAUUAGCUGGAAAAACAAUGAAUUGUUGUAGUGAUUUGUUUGAGAAGCAGGUCGUUAUGCGUCGAGGAUUAUGCUUUCAAACGAGAAAAUAUGUCAAUCAGACAGAAGCAGAUGACAUCGGAAGACUUGUUUUGAGUAUUAAAGCCCCGCCAAGUAUCACUAAUCCACACUACAAUUUCAGCCAGCCUCAAAUCAUAGUUUAUAUAACGGAUAAUUUUAAACAUGUUGUUGAUUUUCCACGAUUUUAUUUGUAUCCUCAUGAGUGGAAUCGAAUGCGAUUCACAGCUAGAUACAUUGAGCUUAUCGAAAACGAAGACGUUUGCACUCAGAAGGCACGUCGACCCACCUGCUGUAAAUCCUACCUCACGCCUCAAAGCGGCGCAGCGGUGGCCCUGGCCGUCGGGCAGCUAUGGUGGCGAGACUUCGUCUCGGCAGAAGCUAGGGCGUACCCCAGAAGCGAGAUGGCCCUCGCAUAUUUGCCACAUUGCUCUCGACCGGGCAAUGUGGCAAAUAUGCGAGGGCUACCGGCUAGAGGACGAAGCCGGCCAAAGAAGUUAGUCCGCCAUCGCCAGCAACAUCCAGUGCGCUUGGCAACACUUAACGUUGGGACGCUUACUGGAAGAAGUCGUGAACUGGCAGAUAGUCUCAGAAAACGCCGUGUUGACAUAUGUUGUGUACAGGAGACUCGCUGGAAAGGCUCCAAAGCAAGGGAAUUAGGCGGUGGCUACAAACUGAUCUACCACGGCACAUCAAAUCGCAAUGGCGUUGGUAUCAUAUUGAACGAGUCGUUUAGAAAUAGCGUCACAGCGGUGGAUCGACUAUCGGAUCGCUUGAUGGCUGUAAAAGUAGAUACAGGAGAAGUGGAAUUGCGAGUCGUCUCUGCUUAUGCGCCACAGGCGGGUUGUAGUGAAGAAGAGAAGGCGUGCUUUUGGAAAGAUCUGGAGCAGUACGUCCAAUCCCUGGAAAACGAAGAAGUAUUUCUAAUCGGAGGAGACUUCAACAGACAUGUCGGUUCUCGGAAAGACGGGUUCGAGGGUUGUCAUGGUGGAUACGGUUUUGGAGCUCGCAACGACGACGGGUUGCGAAUCCUGGACGUUAUACGCUUGAUUGCGGAGAACACUCUGGGAAGGACGACUCUAGCUAAGCCCAAAGUACAAAAGGCUACGUGGUUUUGGAACGAGGAAGUUCAGGCGGCAAUUCGUGAGAAGAAAUCCAAAUAUAAGCUCUGGUGGAGGACACGUCAGCCUGAAGAUCGGGAUGCUUACUUAGCGGCGAAGAGGGAGGCUAAGAAGGUAGUCUCCAAGGCGAAAUUGGAUCGCUGCAAGGCUGUGUACGACAUGCUUGAUACCAGAGAGGGCGAGCGGGCAGUGUAUCGUUUAGUCAGAGCGCGACAUCGUUCAACGUUGGAUAUGGAACACACCAAGAUCGUUAAGGGAGCUGAUGGAACCGUUCUGCGCCGCCCUGGUCAGAUCCUGGAGAGGUGGCGAGAGUGUUACAACCACUUGUGUAACGAAGAGUUCUGUCAUCCUCCGAUCGCAACUGUUCCCAGCGUCGAGGGUCCUGUUCUACCAAUUACUGCCGUCGAAGUCAGUGCUGCCCUCGCAAAAAUGAAGUCGAACAAGGCAACCUGA
Messenger RNA from Necator americanus (New World hookworm), 2010 nucleotides. RefSeq lists its product as uncharacterized. Gene Ontology annotation, biological process: chromatin remodeling. The record is from RefSeq and is a predicted model, not a curated record. The coding region runs from base 1 to 2010 and encodes 669 amino acids. NCBI's taxonomy places the organism in Eukaryota, Metazoa, Nematoda, Chromadorea, Rhabditida, Ancylostomatidae. Gene Ontology annotation, molecular function: catalytic activity. Gene Ontology annotation, cellular component: nucleus. The transcript is spliced from 8 exons.